Porites evermanni is the source of this 2488-nucleotide messenger RNA. NCBI's taxonomy places the organism in Eukaryota, Metazoa, Cnidaria, Anthozoa, Scleractinia, Poritidae. The record is from the annotation of a GenBank genome assembly.
AUGAAGCCCACCGUUGUGGCUCAGGAUGAAAUGUUUCCUGAUGGAGAUGCUGGUUGGAUGGAGAUGGAUGAGGUAACGACCGUUUUGUAUAAAGCUUUGUAGUUUGUGACUGACAGCCUCGUCUGCUAGGUACUGACUCUGCUUCAAUUGUUAGCAUUUUAUCACGAAAGACAUUGUCUUUAGUUCAGUUUUUAUUUCUUCCUAGGCGGCAUCAGGUGGGGGAAUGAUGAUUGAAUUAGCAGCGAAUGAAAGAGCAGUUCAUGGUGACUUUUUCAACAGUAAGUGUCUUCUCCACAGAGCUGUCAACUCUCCCGGAUAAUCUUGGAGACUCUAGAUUUUAAACCGUUUCUCCCGGUCUCCAGAUAUUCUGAAAUCUCCCGGAUAAUCGCUGAAGUUUGCCAUUUCUUGUAGAUUCGACUCUUUGACAAUGAAAUUUCAAAUAUUUUGCGUUGUUUGAGCUAUUUUUCUGUUAACAUUGAACGUUUCCUCACAAACCCCAGGUAUGCCAUUGUAAUAUAAGCAGUAAUGUGAUUGGUGGGAAGUAAACCAAUUAGUUUCUGGUCAAAUGUUACAAUUAAAACAACAUCUUUUUUGUGCGUUUUUUUUUUUUUUCAAAAAAUGAUGUCAGGUACCCUGCAUUAUGACAUCAUCUAUCACCCACUCCCCAUCAAUUCUCAAUAUUUGAAGAUGUGGGGGGUUGACAGCCCUGUCUCCGGGAGAUGGGGAGGUGGGGGUGUGUGAAAGAGAUGGGGAUGCUCCUCAGGAAUUGGGAAUAAAAGCCCCUAAAGGAGACUAGUAUGGGCCUUAUAUGUAGAUAUUUCUUUAUGCACUACCCUAAGCAAUACCCUUGCAAGUGAGACCAAAAUCUCCAAUUUCUCUGAGACAAGGAACAUCCUCAUCACUUUAAAAUGAGAUCCCCCCCCCCCUCUGCCCUUUUCCAGGCUUUGUCCAUUUCCAUUCUUGUAAUUUGCAUUAUCAAUACAAGUUCCACAAAUGCAGUAGCCUGUUCCAGGCCUUCAGAUAUCAGAGCACGCAGUUCAGAUGGUGGGGAGUGAGUUUAAUUGUAUGUGGGGAAAAUGAGGAGAAAAAAUGAGGGGAGAAAGGGGCGAGAGCAAGGGAACGCCUGUACACAUUCUUAACAAAGGUCCUUCCAGUAUACUGGAUGCCAGUACCCUCUUAUUAGUGGAUUAUGACACCUUCUGUUUUAACAGAAGGUGUUAAAACACCUGAGCACUGGUGAUGUUGAUGACGAAUGCGACAUGGAGGAGAAGAGACAUCUGUUAUCGAAUCAUGCGGACAUUAGCCUGCAUAGCAAGUGAUGGUUAUAAUAAUAAUUAUUAUUAUUAUUUUACGGGCGGUGCACGCAUCCUCGAGAUUUCUUCCUUUGCCCUUCAUGUUCCAGUUACGCGGUUAACAGCCAAUUAGGGGCAGAAAAAGCCCUGUUAGGGUAUCUUUACAGGUAUUCCCUCCCCUUUUCCCUUUCUAGUCUCUCCUUGUGCGUUUUUUUUCCUCAUCAAUUUUUCGCUUGCACUCUACCAUCUGAACGCCUGGAUCAGGCUAUAAAUGCAGUGAAACCCCAUAAUUAUACAACCUUAUUUAGGCCAUGACUACAGUCGACUCCUGAUAACUCAAACCUUCUAGGGAAAUAAAAAAAAGUUUGAGUUUAUUGGGAGUUUGAAGCAAAUAACUGGAAAUAAGCAAAUAAGCAAGUGGAUUGGGAGGGAAUGCAAUUAAGCAACAAAGUAUACAGGGAUGGACACUGAGUUUCAACUGGAGUAACAAAAAAGAAAAGACAGAGAAAUGACACGGUUAUUUUGAAAUAAAUUCAGUGUCACAGACUUCAGUACACGUUUUUUUUUCCUACUUGUCACGUGCUGGUUCAAGUUACUUAGUGUAGAAUUAUCUAGAAAUGAUCUGAAGGGAAACAAAAAUUAUUUUGAGUUAGCAGGAGGUUUGAGUUAUCGAGGGUUUGAGUUAACAAGGGUAAAAUUACAGUAAAGGUAUGAAGGAAAUCCAGGGGAAAUCGACUUUGGUUCAAGUUAGCAAGGGUUCAAGUUAUCAAGUGUUGACUGUAUGCAGUGGUCUUAAAAAUCGGGCUGUAUACUUUUACAUCCAACUAUCUGCUGCUGUGUCAGUGAAGAUUAGGAAAUCUGGCCCUCUGUGAGUCACUUUUCAAAGUUUAGAAAAUCCCAGCAUGGAGUUCGCACUGGUGCAACUGUUUUCCACUAAAAAAGUCAUAUUUUCCUGCAAAAAGGUUGCAAUAGUUGCAUUAUUAUUAUUUUUUUCUCUUUUAACAGAUUUUGAUGACCUUUUUGACGAUGAUGAUCUGCAGUGAUCUAAGAAACACUUUAAAAUUUUAUUGUACAGUUUGCUUGGGCUUAAAUAUGUAUUGAAUAUUGUAUGUAAAUUAAGACCUGACUACUUGACAUUCAUUUGGUUUGUACAGUUAUCUUUUUAUUAUACUGGAAAUAAAAAGUCUUGGUUCAUU